Aureobasidium pullulans EXF-150 is the source of this 1870-nucleotide messenger RNA. RefSeq lists its product as uncharacterized. Bases 344 to 1711 code for a protein of 455 amino acids. Gene Ontology annotation, cellular component: nucleus. The record is from RefSeq and is a predicted model, not a curated record. Lineage: Eukaryota; Fungi; Ascomycota; Dothideomycetes; Dothideales; Saccotheciaceae. Gene Ontology annotation, biological process: positive regulation of transcription by RNA polymerase II. Gene Ontology annotation, molecular function: transcription cis-regulatory region binding; DNA-binding transcription factor activity. The transcript has a single exon.
GGCGAUACGCAUCGUUCUAGCCAUGAAAGUGCAUAGUAAUUCUAAGUAAGAGGACGUCGUCCACAGAGAGCGACUAUCUGAAGCUCUCUCGUUGAACCCAGCUCUACUUUCGAAAAUCAUCGUGUAUUUUACCAGUGACAAACUUUAGCACACAGGGCCGGAGAGCGCAAAUUCGUGCAGCACACGGGACUUCGCUUGCCAGAUCUCGGCUCCAGCCGCCAGCGUGGCUACGCCCCCCCUUUUGGGUAUAGCUUUGGGACCCACAGAGCUGACACCGCUGACAUGAAUAUAUUUUUUCGCGCCCCGUACAUGACACCUGAUCGCGUGCUUCUCAAUAGGCGUUAUGGCGACACGUGCGUCAGAGGAUCCGUCGAUGGAUCCACGGUUUCACAAUCUCCACGAGGAACUCAGAUCUGUGCUCUUCGAUGGCUUGUCCGGUCUCUCACCCACCCAACUCCGUCUCGUCCAAGUCGGCGGUUCGGAAACAUCACCAAGCUUGAACUUCUCGUCCGCAACGGUCAAGAUACCUCAAGCGCGCCUCGUACGAUAUCUUCAGAACUGGAUAACCGAGUGUGCGCCGCAGCUGGACAAGUUUGACGAGGAGCAACACUUCCAGAUUGAAGUUCCACUUGUCGCUCAACGGUCUCCUGCUUUGCUCUAUGCUAUCCUUGCCUUUUCGUCGCGACAGAUGGAAAGGCGAGGUAUGGUGCGAGGAUGCUACGACAGCCUCGAAUUGUAUCAAGAAAGUAUACGAUUGUUGGCACCUGCACUCCGGGCAAAAGACUCGGUCACAUUGGUGACGGCUUGCAUUCUUGCUGUAUUUGAAUUGAUGUCUAGCGAAACAGGAAAUUGGAGACGCCAUGUCGAAGGCUGUGCUUCACUCUUCGAAGUAUUUGGUGUUAAUGGCUUCUCAGGCGGUUUGCUACAAGCCGUCUUUUGGUGUUAUGCCAGGAUGGAACUUUGUGGAAGCUUCACAUCUGAUGGUGCGGAGACUAUGGUUUUGGCAAUCGAGAAAUGGGUACCGGAACUGGAUCGGUCCCUAGUAUCCUCAGAAGAUGGCGAAAAAAUAAUAAGGUCGUUCUUCCACGAAAAGAGCCGAGAGUCCCAUGACGCGCAUGCCAAUUGGGCGAUAUAUUUGUGCGCAAGAGUAUGCGACCUGAAGUUUCGCAGAACAAGUUACCUGGAGCUUGGUCGUACCGAAUUCAGCGACAAGAGACCCUUCUCGCAACAAUGGCAACAACUUUGGAAAGAUUUGCAUUUCUGGCUCGAUGAGCGUCCUACGACCAUGAGACCUAUGACUCUUGUCGAGGAAGACGUCGAGCUCUAUUUCCCAUCUAUCAUCUUUCCACACUGGGCGGCAAUCUCAAGCAACCAGGUAUACCAUGCUGCCUGCAUUCUGAUGCUAGAGAUGCAGCCAUCCGGGAGCGGUCUCGAUCGUCAGACUUUGUCGCUGUGGCAUGCGAGGCAAGUCUGCGGCAUCUCGUGUGCGAACCCACACCCAGGGAGUAUGGUGAACUCGAUACAGCCUCUUUACACUGCAGGUAGGCUGCUCACACAUCGUGGUGAGCGACAAAAGAUAGCUCAAUUGCUAGAGAACAUCGAGCGCGAGACUGGAUGGGCAGCUUUAUGGCGCCUAAGAGACCUCGAGGUCGAGUGGGGAUACGAGGGCGUCAUUGACUGGGGACAUAAAUCUAUAACCUUCGCGAAGUAGUACGUGGUGUGGCCCAGACAGCUGUACUCGUCGCAUUGGAGUUGCGUACCCCCCCCGCGUGCUAGAUUGUGUCACUCUUAGCCAUCUCUCGCGAUCGUAACUAAGGUUAUAUGGGCUAAAGGGAUGCACAAUGUUUUUAAAACCAGUGCAGACCUCCGC